GCAUUUGUAUAGUUCACUUUAUGCUGUAAACACCCUUUUUAAAAGAUUAUUCAUGUAAAUAUGGCGUGCUUUAAUUUUCAGUUUAAAUUGAUAAUUUAUUUAGUGGUUAUAUCAACUUUACAUAAAUCUUGCUCUGCUAGAAAACUGUUUACAAUAGGUGUGCUGUUUAAUGAAAUACCAACACAAUCUGAGCUAUCUUUGAACGAUACCAUAAUAAGAAACAAUAUCAUAGAAAAAGAAACCCCUAUAUCGCUCUCGAGCAAAGUGCAACUUGUUUCCAGUACGGAUAUAUUCGACACGUCAAAAACUAUAUGCAAUCUCAUUGAUGAUGGUAUAAUGGCUAUCAUGGGUCAACCGACCUGUGCUACUUCUCCGAUAAUCGAAUCCACUUGUAAAAGUCUCAAUCUUCCUUACAUACUUACUUCUUGGAGAAAAUCGAGUUACGAAGAAUCGCCUAUAUUCCUGAAUUUUCAUCCAGAUGCCGAUAGGUUGGGCAAAGGUAUAGCUGACAUCAUAAAGAGUUUAAAGUGGAUGGGCAUAUUAAUAUUUUAUGAAGAGGAAGAAGGUCUGGUUAAGUUACAGGAGGUUUUGAAGUUGCAAAAUGUGAAAAACACUGAUUCACAAGAUUUUAUUAGAGUACAACAUUUGACGAAUGGACCGGAUUAUAGACCAAUUUUUAAGAAAUACAGAAACACUACUGAAAAUAAUAUCAUAAUAGAUUGUAAAACGGAAAAUAUUCUACCAAUUUUAUCGCAAGCCAAGAGUUUGGAUAUGUUAGAUAUAGGAUUUAAUUAUUUCCUCACAUCAUUGGAUGCACACACCGUGGAUUAUUCGUCAUUAAAUAUAACUGCAAAUAUUACAAUUAUAAGAAUAUUUGAUCCCAAAUCCGAGGAAUUGUCGAGUGCCCUUCGUAAAUGGAGCUUAACCGCAUUUGAAUUUUACAGAACAGCCCUCGAUCUCAAACCAAACAUGAUCAAAACGGAAACGGUUCUUUUUCAUGAUGCUCUCACUUAUCUUUCGGCUGCUUUGAAAAAAUUACCGUACCUACCCGAAAGCAAAGUGAAUUGCUUCGCGGAGGAUCUUUUCUCCAAUGGACCUACAAUAAUAAAUACUAUAAAAUACUUAGAUGAUUUACCUACCAUCACUGGUCCGAUAAAAUUCGACGAAUACGGCAACAGGAUCGAUUUCCGAAUUUACGCAUAUACCUUAGACGAUGAUCAACUCAUUGCCACUUACCAAGCUUUAAACGAAACCGUAAUAUUAGCAAGAACAUCAGAAGAAACAGACUUGGCGGCUACGUCUAAUUUGAAAAAAAUUAAAGUGAUAGUUGGUACAAGAAUUGUGAGGCCAUUUUUGAUGGAAGUGGCUAAUACCAACGGAGAAGUUCUGACAGGCAACGACAGAUACGAAGGGUACACGAAGGAUUUAAUGACGCAAAUCGCUAAAAUCAUAGAUUUUACUUUCGAAUUGCACCUCACCGAGGGCAACCUUUUCGGGGAGUACAAGCCCGAUAAGAAACGAUGGAUUGGACUAAUAGGAGACCUUUUGGAAAGGAGGGCUCAUUUAGCUUUAUGUGAUUCGACAAUAAAUCUUCAACGACAGAGCGUCGUAGAUUUUAGCAUGCCUUUCAUGACGCUGGGAAUAAGCAUCCUCCACACGUACCCGGAAAAAGAAGAAGCCCGAAUAUUCGCCUUUUUAGAGCCAUUCCAUACAUCGGUGUGGAUUUAUUCGGCUACUAUGUAUUUAGUUCUUUCCAUUAUUCUUUACUUUGUGUGCAGAAUGACUCCAGGAGAUUGGGAAAAUCCGCAUCCAUGCGACGAUAAUCCGCAAGAGUUGGAAAACAUUUGGACUUUAAAGAAUUGCCAUUGGGCUACUUUAGGGACAAUUAUGAACCAAGGUUGUGAUAUUUUACCAAAGGGUAUUUCGUCGAAGUUUGCAUUAGCAAUGUGGUGGUUCUUCGCUCUUAUAAUCACCAACUCUUACAUUGCGAAUUUAACGGCAUUUUUAACAAAAGCUAAUUUAGAGCCGCCCAUCAAAGACGCCGAAGACUUGUCGAAACAGAAUAAGAUUAAAUACGGGUGUAUGGAAGGUGGAUCUACCAUGCAAUUCUUUAGGGACUCUAACAUAUCGACGUAUCAAAAAAUGUAUUUGAACAUGAAAAUGCAAAGUCCGAAGGUUUUCGAGAAGAGCAACGAGGACGGCGUGAGCAGAGUUCGACAGGAUAAGAAAGGGUGGUACGCGUUUUUGAUGGAAUCCACUCUAAUCGAGUACUACGUUGAGACGAAUUGCGAUUUGAAGCAAAUCGGUGGAUGGUUGGAUACCAAAAGUUACGGCAUAGCGAUGCCCAUGAAUGCACCUUAUAGAGGAGCCAUUGACAAGGCCAUUCUAGAACUUCAAGAAACUGGUGUACUCAAUGAACUGAAGCUGAAAUGGUGGAAGAAAAAUCGAAAUGAAACUUCCUGUGAUAUAAUAAGAAAUAAGGAUAAAGAUGAAAACGAAAAUGAUUUAGAUCUGGCAAGAACUAUGGGUAUCUUCUUGGUAUUAGCAGUUGGGGUUUCCAUAGCAAUAUUUCUUGGGGUGGUCGAGUUUUUGUGGAAUAUCAGAAACAUAUCGGUAGAAGAGCAUCUAACGUAUUGGGAAGCACUCAAGAUAGAACUCAAAUUCGCUGUUAAUAUUUGGAUAACGAAGAAGAAGGUUAAGUCUGCUGCUUCGGAAGCAUCGUCUUCUUCGAUUGGAAAAGAAGAUAAUGCGAAUAAAGGCGAUAAAAAGAAGAUGAUUCAAAAUUUUUUACAUAACGCUAGUUCGUUUAUGAAUUUAAAUACAACCGCUUAAGUUUACAUUUUUGAAAAAACUCAACUGUUAUGGAUAUCAUGCAGAUGUCACUAGUACCUAA
This is a messenger RNA of Phyllotreta striolata, 2893 nucleotides long. Lineage: Eukaryota; Metazoa; Arthropoda; Insecta; Coleoptera; Chrysomelidae. The record is from the annotation of a GenBank genome assembly.